AUGGCUAUGCCUGGAAUUUUUCAGCGUCGUCUUGACGAACCGACCUUGACGACAGAAGCCAAGUUCUGGCCAGGUGGCAUUCCUUCUUUCAUCAAGUCCCCAACAGAGAACUUUAAUGUCGAGCCCUAUGAUUUCCCUCCGAUCGUGAAGGGCUGGUAUCGCUUUGUUCGGGAAAACUGGGUCUUGAGCGACGAUGAAACGGAUGACUCCAAGGCUCAACAACGUCGAUCCCUGAUUGAAACCUGGGUCACCGCCCAGCAAGAUUUCCGAGAUUCAUAUACAAACAAGGCCCCAGACCCAGAACAACGAUUCUCGCAGAAGGAAAUCUCCAAUUACGGCUGCUACUACCACAGUAAGCUUGUCCCUUGGGACUUGUAUCUUACUGCAGACGCCCCAAGACCAUCAACCAACUGGGCGCUUUGGUUGAAGAUUCAGUUGAUGUUCUAUGAUUACAAUAGGAUGUGGGGUCAUGUCGCAAAAGAAACAUUUACAAUCACGCCAAGGGAGAAUGAUUUUGUUACCCUUGAUAACAUCAAGCGGUACCAGGGUCUGGAGACUGCUGAUUUCGGCAUCGUAGCCUUUAACAAUGUGGGGGAGGCAGUCUAUGAUUCCUAUCAUCCCUCUCCAAUUAUUGUGGAUGAUUAUGCGCUGAAUACCGGCAUGGUACUCCUUAUUCUUUCCUACGUUAAUGGCGUGCCUUAUCAAGGCUACCGCAUUCGUGCCUUGAAUUUCUUCUCUUUGUCGUUGCCUAUAAUAGGGACGGGAAAGCGAUUGAAAACCCUUCUAGAACCAUAUGGACAGGAACAGGACCCGAUGGACGAGAGGAUUUAUUUUGACGAUGAAGCGCUUGACAUGAAAAAACCGCUUCUAGAGAUUCUAUUGACUGAGUCAGAGGAGCAAGAGGUGGACGAUGACGAAGUGGAGGACGCGUUGAUUGAACUAGCUCCGGGCUACGUAGAAGCAGAGGCAGAAGGAGACGGGCUGGCAGAAGGGUUCGAUCUAUUUGGCUCGGGAUUUCAAUCCAUAUUACUGACGUGA
Messenger RNA from Penicillium longicatenatum, 1038 nucleotides. RefSeq lists its product as uncharacterized. NCBI's taxonomy places the organism in Eukaryota, Fungi, Ascomycota, Eurotiomycetes, Eurotiales, Aspergillaceae. The transcript is spliced from 4 exons. The record is from RefSeq and is a predicted model, not a curated record. Bases 1 to 1038 code for a protein of 345 amino acids.